Molecule: messenger RNA, 2396 nt
Organism: Crotalus tigris (Tiger rattlesnake)
Lineage: Eukaryota; Metazoa; Chordata; Lepidosauria; Squamata; Viperidae
Gene: CTU2
Product: cytosolic thiouridylase subunit 2
Exons: 15
Coding region: 296-1756 (486 amino acids)
Biological process (GO): tRNA wobble position uridine thiolation
Cellular component (GO): cytosol
Molecular function (GO): tRNA binding; sulfurtransferase activity
Source: RefSeq, a predicted model, not a curated record
GCGGGGAACGGCUCCCGAGGGAGGCGCCCCGGGGCCGGUGAGGAAGCUCCGCCCGCUGACCCCGAAUCCCCGCGGUCGUUGGCGGAGGGGAAGCAUACCAACAAUCCAUGGCUUGUUGAACAAGCUAGCAUUGCAUGAGCCGAUAGUGGGAAGGCUAGUCGCGAGCAUAUCCUAGUCAUAAGCAGUGGCUUGUUAGGCAAACUGGGCUUGAGCAAAUCAUGACUCGGCACAGCUGCUCAGCUUUUAAGGCGGGUAAGCUGCAACUCCCAGAAUCCCCCAGGCCGUGGAUGGAUUGAUGGGCUGUGACUCCAAAUGCAUGAAGUGCAAGGAGGGCUCCCCGGUGGUGAUCAUUCGUGCUGGAGAUGCCUUCUGCAAGGACUGCUUCAAGGACUACUUUGUUCACAAGUUCCGUGCCAUGCUUGGGAAGAACCGCUGCAUUUACCCUGGAGAGAAGGUUCUCCUGGCUUUUUCGGGGGGUCUUGCCUCCAGCUCAAUGUUGCGGCAGGUGCAAGAGGGCCUAAACCGAGAAGCAGCCAAGAAACUUCGCUUCAGACCAGGAAUAAUCUAUAUUGACGAGGGAGCUGUGUGUGGACGGAGCUUGGAUGAGCGAGAGAAAACCUGCAGGCAGGUUGAGGCUAUCCUGCGAGCCACAGGAUUUCCCUAUCAUCUGGCAUUCUUGGAGGAGGCGUUUGACCUUCCCACUUCUGUCCUGAACUCGCUUUCCCACAGUCCUUCUGACCAGGCUCCCAGCUACAAGGAAGCAGUGGCUGAUUUCACAAGGUGGCAGCAGCAGCAGCAGCAGGGGAAGAGGGGGGAUGCAGAGACUUCCCUGGAGGCCCAGCUGGCAGAGUGUAGCACGCCAGGCUGCUCGUGGCAGGAACGGUUGGCAGUUCUGGAUGAUGCCGGCUCUUCUGCUUCCCACAUGGAAGAGCUGUCCCGCCUCUUUCGGGGUGUCAGAUCCUUAACUGCAAAAGAGGAGCUUCUGCAGACUCUCCGGACCCACCUGAUGCUGCACGUGGCUCGAAAAAAUGGAUACACGAAGGUGAUGGUGGGAGAUAGCUGCACCCGUGUGAGCACCAAGUUGUUGACCAACCUCUGUCUGGGACGUGGGGCCUUCCUGGCUAUGGACACGGGCUUCUUGGACAGCCGCUAUGGGGACGUCCUCAUCCUGCGCCCAAUGCGGGAAUAUCCUGCCAAAGAGAUCGCAUUCUACAACUACCUCUUUGGGGUGCCCACCGUCUUCACGCCUGGACUGGACACCAAAGCCUCGGACAGAGCCAGCAUUCACCUUCUGAUGGAGAGCUUUCUCUGCAAGCUGCAGUCGGAGUUCCCUUCUACCAUCAGCACAGUCUACCGGACAGGAGAGAAGCUGAGUGCAGUUCCUCAAGAGGUUGAGUCUGAUGUACUGGCGGUACCGGCCCACUGCCUUCUCUGCCUCUGCCCCCUGGACACCAAUGUUGAGGACGGAUCCUCCCUGCAGGCCACGCUGCUUUCAGAAAAGUUCAGCCGGAGGCCUCCAGAUGAGGAUGGAUGUUGCGGAGAGAGGACCCAGGCAGGUUGCUGCGGAACCCCCCCAGUAGGAAGUGAGACCUCCCAGCUUGUCCCGCUGCUCUGUUAUGGCUGCCGUCUAACAGUCAAGGAGCUGAGCUGUGUGGAGUCUCUACCCCCAUACAUUCAUGAGGAGGCCGAGCGCCAGCGAUGCAGGGCUGUGAUGAAACAAGAAAUCCAGGAAUUCUUGCUUGAAGAUGAUGGUUAAUCUGCAUCGUGCUUUACAGCAGGGGUCAACCUUGGCAACUUUAAGACUUGUGGACUUUAACUCCCAGAAUUCCUCAGCCGGCAAAGCUGGGAGUUGAAGUCCACAAAUCUUAGUUGCCAAGGUUGAGGACUCCUGCUUUGCAGCCUAAAGGAGUGUCGGGGUAAUGCUCUUAAAGGCCUGAUGCUCUGCUUCCGCAAGUGUUUUUCAAGCAAAGAAACACAUUUUGGAUCCAGCAACAGACAGACUGAGCCACGAAGGAUCUUUCACGUCUGGCCAGUUUGGCCUCCUAAGCUCUUUGGAUGCGCAAGUGAACUGAAUUUCUCUGUUUCUACACAGGAUUCAAAUCCUAGAAGGUAUAAAGGGAGCAGGCUCAGAGAAGUUUUAUAAGCAUCCCAAGGAAACCAGGUUCCUUCUUGGCGCUUGCCCCCAUCCAGACCUCCCAAGACCUCAUUUAAACUCUUGAAAACUGUUCUGGACAUUUCUGGAGAAAUUGAACCCUCAAAGCUUGGCUGCUGAACCAGAGAAAUUUCUCUCCUUCACUCCCCAAAGUCCAUCUUGACUUUUCACCACCUUUUGAAAAUCACAGCUUUGUUUUUAUUAUAUAGAUCUGUAUAAAUAAAAUGACCUCCUAUAGAAAAAA